GCAGGUAAGGGCCGGUGCGGGACUGUGAGCAGAGCCCGCAGUCCGUACCUGCGUAGGGCUGGGUAUUACUUGCCCAACCCGUCGAGGAGCUCAGUGGCGACUGGUGAUCUUAACUGGGGACAUGGUUCGGAGGGACGUCCGCUUCUGGUAGCCGGAUUGACGAAAGAAUCUUUGGGUGGCCCAGAGAAAGGACAGCUGACUUGAGGCCCAGCUCAUCAGAUCCUUGUGGACACACUGCCUGCUCAUCUGUAUCAUGGCCCUCCACCCCCGCAGAGUUCGGCUGAAGCCCUGGCUGGUGGCCCAGGUGGAUAGUGGCCUGUACCCUGGGCUCAUCUGGCUGCACAGGGACUCCAAACGCUUCCAGAUUCCUUGGAAACAUGCCACCCGCCAUAGCCCCCAACAAGAGGAGGAAAAUACCAUUUUUAAGGCCUGGGCUGUGGAGACAGGGAAGUACCAAGAAGGAGUGGAUGACCCUGACCCGGCUAAAUGGAAGGCCCAGCUCCGCUGUGCUCUCAACAAGAGCAGGGAAUUCAACCUGAUGUACGAUGGCACCAAGGAGGUGCCCAUGAACCCGGUGAAGAUAUAUCAAGUGUGUGACAUUCCCCAGCCCCAGGGCUCGAUCAUUAACCCAGGAUCCACUGGCUCUGCUCCUUGGGAUGAGAAGGAUAACGAUGUGGAUGAAGAUGAUGAGGAAGAUGAGCUGGAUCAGUCACAGCACCAUGUUCCCAUCCAGGACACCUUUCCCUUCCUGAACAUCAAUGGCUCUCCCAUGGCGCCAGCCAGUGUGGGCAACUGCAGUGUAAGCAACUGCAGCGUGGGCAACUGCAGCCCUGAAGCAGUGUGGCCCAAAACGGAACCUCUGGAGAUGGAAGUGCCCCAGGCACCGCUUCAGCCUUUCUAUAGCUCUCCAGAGCUAUGGAUCAGCUCUCUUCCAAUGACCGACUUGGACAUCAAGUUUCAGUACCGUGGGAAGGAGUAUGGGCAGACGUUGACUGUGAGCAACCCCCAGGGCUGCCGGCUCUUCUAUGGGGACCUGGGUCCUAUGCCGGACCAGGAGGAGCUCUUUGGUCCCGUCAGCCUGGAGCAGGUCAAGUUCCCAGGUCCGGAGCAUAUCACCAAUGAGAAGCAGAAGCUGUUCACCACCAAGCUUCUAGAUGUCAUGGACAGAGGACUGAUUCUGGAGGUCAGCGGUCACGCCAUUUAUGCCAUCAGGCUGUGUCAGUGCAAGGUGUACUGGUCUGGGCCAUGCGCCCCAUCACUUGUUGCCCCCAACCUGAUUGAGAGACAAAAGAAGGUCAAACUAUUUUGUCUGGAAACAUUCCUUAGUGAUCUCAUUGCCCAUCAGAAAGGACAGAUAGAGAAGCAGCCGCCAUUUGAGAUCUACUUAUGCUUUGGGGAAGAAUGGCCAGAUGGGAAACCCCCGGAAAGGAAACUCAUCUUGGUUCAGGUUAUUCCGGUGGUGGCUCGGAUGAUCUACGAGAUGUUUUCUGGUGACUUCACACGAUCCUUUGACAGUGGCAGUGUCCGCCUGCAGAUCUCAACUCCAGACAUCAAAGAUAACAUCGUUGCUCAGCUGAAGCAGCUGUACCGUAUCCUGCAAACCCAGGAGAGCUGGCAGCCCAUGCAGCCUGCCCCCAGCAUGCAACUGCCCCCUGCCCUGCCAGCUCAGUAACCGUG
This is a messenger RNA of Pteronotus mesoamericanus, 1677 nucleotides long. It is a transcript of the gene IRF6, whose product is annotated as interferon regulatory factor 6. Gene Ontology annotation, biological process: regulation of transcription by RNA polymerase II; immune system process. The transcript is spliced from 9 exons. Gene Ontology annotation, molecular function: RNA polymerase II cis-regulatory region sequence-specific DNA binding; protein binding; DNA-binding transcription factor activity, RNA polymerase II-specific. The coding region runs from base 254 to 1672 and encodes 472 amino acids. NCBI's taxonomy places the organism in Eukaryota, Metazoa, Chordata, Mammalia, Chiroptera, Mormoopidae. Gene Ontology annotation, cellular component: nucleus. The record is from RefSeq and is a predicted model, not a curated record.